This is a messenger RNA of Effrenium voratum, 1293 nucleotides long. The record is from the annotation of a GenBank genome assembly. Lineage: Eukaryota; Dinophyceae; Suessiales; Symbiodiniaceae.
AGCUGUUUUAUCUCGUUGAAUUCAUCGUCCUAGCUGCCCUAUCCGGGGCAGAACGCCACACUUUGCCAAGUUCGUUGUCUCUAUGGCCUGCGGCCCGGUCCUUUCUGAGAAGGCCUUGGCCCGUUUUCGCACCAAGCCCUGCGAGCGGCUGUUGGCCCAGGGCAGAUGCCAUUUUCAGGAGAAGUGCCAGUAUUCGCACCAGAGCUGGGUGCGCCGGAGCCCUUUGAAGGUGAACUACAAGCCACAGAUGUGUUGCGCGGUGGGCUGCGAGGAUCGCCAAUGCCCCUUUGCGCACACCCAAGAGGAAGUGCUAUAUCACCCGUUGAACUACAAGGUGUCGCUCUGCAAGGGCUGCAAGGCCUACUAUUGCCCCUUCGCGCAUGGCGCUGACUUGCGACAAGCUGCGGAGGUGAAGGCAAUUCUCGCCAAUUCGGAGGAGGAGGAGGAGGACGUUGACUUCCACCGCUUCGACGACCGCCUCCGGAUUUUGCGCGAGGACUGGGCCGGCGGGUCUUCCAGAGGUCUCCGCGGGGAGAUAUGGGAAAAAUCCGCAUGGCGGAGUUGCCUGGUGCGCACGAUCCACUACACCCGGGCCCAACGGAAGGAGGCGGAUCAGAUCAUGAGAGAGCUUCGCGUCUGGACGAAGCUGGCGCAGGCCAAGCCUUUGGCGAUGCGCCGCUCCGUGGCCUCGUUGUGUGUGGCCUGGCCCCAGGGCGGGGACCUCACCGUCGAGCGCGCCUGGGGCCCGCGCCGUGCGGCCGCACUGCUCUGGCAGCUCGCUGGGCAGCUGCGGAAGCUGCACACAGCAGGCAUAGCCCACUGCUGCCUUUGCCCGCGCAACAUCUUCCUGAAGGGCACGAAAUGCGAGUUCAAGCUCGGAGACUUCCUGCCCAAGCUUCGGCUCCUGUCCGCGCUGGGCGGCAAGGAGGAGGACUUAGAUCUUUGGCUGCCGGCGGAGGUCCACCAGAAGCUCGAGGAGGCAAGGAGGAAUCCGAAAGGCAAUGCGGACCAGGCGUUGGACUUCUUUGCAGUUGACCUAUGGCAGUUGGGCGCCAUCGGUCUCUGGGCGCUCACUGGCCAUGAGCCAAGACGUCGCGCUGAUGUCCAGAAACUUGUGAAGCUGGACGGCUCAGAGUUGACGCGCGUCAUCGCCGCGCUGCUCGAUGAUGUUCCCUCCAAGCGGCCCUGCGCAGCGGCGGUUCGGCGACGUCUCGGCGAAGACUCGAUCCUGGGGCAGGUUGACCUCCCAGAAGACCCGUCCAGAUCCGACCGCGAGGAGCCGAGCUUGGAGGA